This is a messenger RNA of Clunio marinus, 624 nucleotides long. NCBI's taxonomy places the organism in Eukaryota, Metazoa, Arthropoda, Insecta, Diptera, Chironomidae. The record is from the annotation of a GenBank genome assembly.
AUGAGGACAAAAGUACAGAUCUUGAUACAAACUGGAAUCUCCUUCGACGUAAUGUAUGCUGAUGAUAUAGCAAUUUCGUAUGGCGAACUUAAUCCAAAAGACCUAAGAGAUUCAAUCGUCGAUGAUUUAGUAACCCUUAAAUGUUUCUUCAACAAACUGAGCUUAGAUAUUAAUUUUACCAAAACCAGCUACUUACAAUUUCAGGGAAGAGCAAGAUUUGAAUAUUUUACGGAAAAAUCACUGAAUAUCAAAGUGUUCAAUAAUAAGAUUGAAAGAGUCGAAACUUACAAAUAUUUAGGUCUUUUAAUUGACGAGUCAUUAACUUUUCAAAAACAUAUCGAGCAAAUAAAAAAUAAAGUUACUCCUAUGAUCUAUGCUAUUAGAAGAAUAAGAAAAGUGAUAGGAAUAAAAACUGCUUAUCAAUUAUAUUUUGCGUACAUUUAUUCGCAUCUAAUAUUUAUGAAUCCGUUGUGGAGUGUUGCGGCGACAACUACACAAAAUUUUCUCUUCGUAGCCCAGAAAAAAGUUCUUCGUUUUAUUCAAAUGAAAAGCAGACUAUCACCUUCUUUAGAACUUUUUUCUGAAAACAUUUUGCCACUUCCACUUUCACCGCAAUAUAUCUAA